AUGCCGAGGGGGGAUAUGGCCGGCAUGGAGAACGCUGACGGGGGAGGAAGCACGCGGGGGGGGCUCCUCCCGCUGCUCCUGCUGCUCCUCUCCGCCGCCGCCAUCAUCCCCAGAGGUGAUGGGCAGAAYUUGGUGACGGAGGAUGUGACAGUGGUGGAGGGGGAGGUGGCCACCAUCAGCUGCCGCGUCAAGAACAGCGACGACUCGGUGAUCCAGCUGCUGAACCCCAACAGGCAGACCAUCUACUUCAGAGACUUCAGGCCCCUCAAGGACAGCAGGUUCCAGCUGGUGAACUUCUCCAACAGCGAGCUCCGUGUGUCCCUGACCAACGUCUCCAUCUCUGAUGAAGGGAGGUAUUUCUGCCAGCUCUACACCGACCCUCCCCAGGAGAUCUACACCACCAUCACCGUGCUGGUCCCACCACGCAAUUUGGUGAUUGAUAUCCAGAAAGAAACUGCAGUGGAGGGCGAGGAGAUCGAGCUGAACUGCACUGCCAUGGCCAGCAGACCUGCCACCACCAUCAGAUGGUUCAAAGGCAACAAGGAGCUCACUGCCAGAGGCAAGGUGGAGGUGGAGCAGUGGUCUGACAUGUACACAGUGACCAGCCAGCUGCAGCUGAAGGUGGCCAGGGAGGACGAUGGGGUYCCUGUCAUCUGCCUGGUGGAUCACCCUGCGGUCAAGGACCUGCAGACACAGCGCUACCUGGAAGUCAUGUAUAAGCCUCAAGUGCGAGUUUCUCAGAAUUACCCCUUGCAAGGCCUGACGAGAGAAGGGGAGCCGCUGGAGCUGACCUGCACAGCCUUUGGAAAGCCACAGCCUACGGACAUGAGGUGGUUAAGAGUAGAUGAUGAGAUGCCUCAACACGUUGUAGUGUCUGGUUCAAACCUUCUCAUUAGUAACCUAAACAAAACAGAUAAUGGUACAUACCGCUGUGAGGCUUCCAACGCGGUGGGGAAAUCACAUGCGGAUUACAUGCUGUUUGUAUACGAUCCCCCCACAACUAUCCCUCCUCCCACAACAACCACCACCACUACCACCACCAUCCCUACCACCAUCACAGACACAACGGCGACGACAGAACCGGCAGUUCACGGCUUUACUCAGUUGCCCAAUUCGGCCGAGGAGCUGGACUAUGGGGAUCUCUCAGGUACUCCCAUCCUGCCCACAGCUUCCAGCGAGGCUCUGCCGACCGUGCAAUUAAAUAAUGCAUCCCUUGGCUCCCGCCCAGAUUCCCGCGCAGGUGAGGAAGGCGCCAUCCGCAGCGUGGACCACGCCGUGGUCGGCGGCGUUGUGGCCGUCGUCGUCUUUGCGAUGCUUUGCCUGCUCAUCAUUUUAGGGCGAUAUUUUGCCAGACAUAAAGGUACAUAUUUCACUCACGAAGCCAAAGGAGCAGAUGAUGCGGCCGACGCAGACACAGCCAUCAUCAACGCAGAGGGGGGACAAAACAACUCGGAGGAAAAGAAAGAGUACUUCAUCUAGAGCAGCCUUGGUUCCCAUGAGGUGUCCAACCGUGGACGGUUACUACUGGCCCUAUUUAAACGCUACAGAGACAGUGAUCUUGGAAGUUGCAACCAGCUUGUGUCUUUUUUUUUUAAGGAAAAAAAGCAAAUGGGUGGAGAGCGGUGAGGCCGGGAAGGUCCGGGAUUAGCUGUGUAAAAAUAUUCUUCGUAAAGUACACUCUGCUGUUCGACACCUCAGUUCGUUUGGGUUUUCUUUUUUUGGCCAAGUCCAGCUUGGAUUUAGUUUAGUGAAGUCAUUUGCAGAAGAUUCUGUGCCUUGUUUAAUUUCUGUUCGUUCGGGUCGGGGGGAGGCUGGGAAGAAGAGGGGCUUCUGUGCGUUAGUUCCCUUCGGGUUUCUGUGGCUCUUCGUUUCCCCUUUCCUGUUUCUGGAGUUGCCAGCUGGGACCCUGUGAAGUAGGUGCGUUUCUCUGAAGGUGUUUCCCCUUUUUUCUCUUCACCGGUUUCCGUUCAGAACUCGAGCUCAUCGGAGGAGAACCAGCACAUUUUAGAUGCGUAGUUUGCAGUUCAGUGUGCCCAUGUCCUGUUCCCCCGUUGCCGCAGGGGCUCAGAUGACACCCCUGAGCCCCCUUUUUGGGCUGUUUCAGGUGCUUUCGAUGGUGGCGGUUGGGAAAGGGGCCGGAGCUCGGCAGAGGAGGAGCAGGAGGAGCAGGAGCAGGGUCCGUGCAGAGCCAGAGCCCUCCUGGCGCGGGGGCUCCUCCUCAUCCUCUCUGCUCACAGYAGCCAAAGCCCCUCUGACACCUCAGCCCAGACCUGGAGAGCGGCUGGAUGAACAAAACUGCCUUUUUUUUUCUACCUGCUGAGURAAACAUGGGAAUUGGUGUUGAAACGAGCGUGCUAAUGACCACUAAAGCCAUAGGUGCACCCGAGASUCUGGCUCAAUCGGAAUCGUAAGCGACAGGUAGCAAACCACAGCGGGAAGACGGUAUAAAGUUAUAUAUGCUGACUUUUUUUUGGUGAGUAAUCAUGGAUUUYGAGUGAUAAUUUUUUUAUUGUGUUUACGUGGCAAAUGUAUCUGAUUUAUUUAAGGGAAGCAUUAAUCUUAGUGUCAGGUUUGGGGAUUUUUUAGGGGUUUCGGGGGGGGGGCAUUUUCGUGCGUUUGUUUUUUAAUUGUUUUUGGCAGAACCAUUACAAUGUGGGAUUCCUUUGGGAAUGGGGUGGCCUGGCUCAGCAAGCGAGCCCAUCCCCGGCAGUAAUCCGUCUUUCCCCUCUUGGCGAGCAGAACACCCUUUAUUCCGAGCAGGUUUUGUCGAGCACAGCUCUGUGGUGAGCCCCGAGCACCAUUGCCAAACCCAUCGCRGUGAGAAGCAGCUCCGUGGCACGGGACGGGCAUCCUGGCCCUGGGCAGCCCAUCUUUGUUUGGAAGUGUACCGUAGUGCAGUGUUACCGAUGUAACUUUGACUUACAAUGUUGACAUGUCUCAGGUUCAUGUGUUUGAUUGGUGUUUUCCGUCUCAGGUAGAUUGCAAAAUUUCGGCCCCACGCAUUGGAAAAAUAAAAAAAAAAAAACCCACGUAAAAACAGGAGAAAAAAAAACAACAGGAAAUUAUAAAUUUUAGUUGUAUAUCGGUUUAUGUAUUUUUUCUUCAGUAUACAGUGCACUGUUGAAAUGUAUUGUUGAGUAUUACUUUGUACAGCUUUAGAUCAUUAGGAUUUUGAAGCGUGAAGAAAGAACAACCUUGUUUAAAGGAGGAUCACAAAUGAAGGACGCGGAACUGAUGAUAAACAACCUUGUUCUUUAUUUACCCGGCCUUUUUAUUUUUUCCCCUUAGGCCAGUUCUGUUUUAAGGUGUCCAUGGAAGAUGUUACAGUGUAAGAAAAUACAUAUCCAUCUGUUCCCAUUCACAUUUUGUAUUGGUUCAUGUAUCCCAUUUUUACAAAGGAAAAGAAGUACUAUAAAAUAUCUGUCUUCUUAAUAAAAAAAAAUUAA
This is a messenger RNA of Malurus melanocephalus (red-backed fairy wren), 3446 nucleotides long. RefSeq names its product cell adhesion molecule 1 (gene CADM1). The record is from RefSeq and is a predicted model, not a curated record. Bases 1 to 1479 code for a protein of 492 amino acids. The transcript has 14 exons. Gene Ontology annotation, cellular component: plasma membrane; synapse; neuron projection. Lineage: Eukaryota; Metazoa; Chordata; Aves; Passeriformes; Maluridae. Gene Ontology annotation, molecular function: signaling receptor binding. Gene Ontology annotation, biological process: detection of stimulus; susceptibility to natural killer cell mediated cytotoxicity; cell recognition.